AUGAACCGUGAUUUCUACAUCGUUCAACGCUGUUGGCAUUCGGGGCCCCACAAACAACCGCCACUGGAUUGUUUGCGACUCUUCACAUCGCAGCGCGACGCGGAGGAGGCGGCUUACCACAGUGCUCAUGCCUGGUCCCAUUUUGGAAGUUCUGGAAAUGAAGGUGCAGUUCGCACGGUGCAGCUGCCCCUUCAUCCGAGCGACGACCCCGAGAGGACAUGCUUUGGAUUCACAGCCAAUGGAACUCUCUUUUGGGUUCGUGGGGUCAUUGCAAGAUUUGAUAACGAAGCAAGUCAAGCCAAUGCUAUCGUCACAAAUGGGGUUAUUGGAUGGACAGGUGAUGCGAAUGCGAGGCGUGGCAGUGAAAUUUCUGUGGGAAGAGUCUUUGUGGGAAAACAUUCGCGAAUGAAUGCAAUCCAAGCCUGUCACCAUGUGAUGUCCAGCUACACAGACGCCAAGACUUAUAUUGCUUCACUACCUGUCGGUACACCUAACUAUGUCGGAGGAGGAUUUCUGCAAGAUUGGUCUCAGCAGAUUUUGGCGCAAACACCUCCAAAAGAAGCGGGAAAUAAUAGUGAACGCAAACGCGAAUCUUCUUUGGUACCAGCAAUUCACGAUCCGGAGGUGUUUCGUACCUUUGACAACCCAUCUACCAAGCGGAUUCGACACAUGCCAGCCGUCUAUCAUGAGGAACAAAUGCUAACAGGGUAA
Molecule: messenger RNA, 711 nt
Organism: Cylindrotheca closterium
Lineage: Eukaryota; Bacillariophyta; Bacillariophyceae; Bacillariales; Bacillariaceae
Source: the annotation of a GenBank genome assembly